Protopterus annectens (West African lungfish) is the source of this 923-nucleotide messenger RNA. It is a transcript of the gene CFAP107, whose product is annotated as cilia and flagella associated protein 107. Lineage: Eukaryota; Metazoa; Chordata; Ceratodontiformes; Protopteridae. The coding region runs from base 207 to 884 and encodes 225 amino acids. The transcript is spliced from 4 exons. The record is from RefSeq and is a predicted model, not a curated record.
UAUUGGAUGUUGCCAUAGAAACAGUAAACAGCACUAGUCUACUGACACUGAUACUGACACAAAUGCUUCCUAAGCUACAUGGCUAGACAGAGAGAGAGUUUCAGGUACAAUAAAAAAGAGACAGUAAGAAAGAAGGCUGUUUGUAGACUGGCUUUUGACUAAGGACUUCAUAAUCCCAUAAAGUGUCAGUGGUGAGGCAGACAGCCAUGGCAGGAGCACAGAGUGACCCUGGCAAGUGGUUUAUGCCAGGGUGGAGGAUAGAAGAGAAGUAUUCUAACAGAGUUCUCAUUGGAAACUGGGCUGAGGACCGGCUUAAGUUUGAAAGAGGAUAUCACAAACCAAAUAGUACACAAAGGAUAGACUUUGUUCCCUACCCGAACUUCAAACCAGAUGUUAUAAUCCGAAAAUCUGCUCUGAAGAGAGGUGAGGGUAUACCUACACAGCACUUGUUUUCACACCAUGGAUUGCACAGUUCAAACAACUUGGUAUCAUCAUAUGAUGAGAACUUUAACAAACGUGUAAAUCGUGCCCUGCCUCCACUUCGAACAUGGGAUGGCAAGAAGCUUGCGUGGGUACCAGAGCGGUCAGACUAUCCAUUAGAAGAGCCACCAACAAAUUUUGGACUCCUGGACAAAAAGAUAGUAGGAUGGACACCACAGACUCUGCAUUUGAGAAGUACCUACACAGCAUCCUAUACCCAGCACCCACGUUCCAGUUUUCUAUUCCCCAGAUACACUGCAGUACCGCGCAACCUUUCCAGCAACCUUUAUCCACCCAACAAUGUAUAUAAAAAUAUGCAACUUAAAGAAAAAUCACAACUCCAAGUGCCGGAUGGUAUUGAGGGACCUAGCACCUUGCUCCCUUCUGUUGACAUUCACACAUAAUGAAAUGCCUGUUUUAGCAAUAAAAUUGUUUAUAAUGCA